Salmo salar (Atlantic salmon) is the source of this 2910-nucleotide messenger RNA. RefSeq names its product potassium voltage-gated channel subfamily A member 2. Lineage: Eukaryota; Metazoa; Chordata; Actinopteri; Salmoniformes; Salmonidae. Gene Ontology annotation, molecular function: protein binding; delayed rectifier potassium channel activity. The record is from RefSeq and is a predicted model, not a curated record. Gene Ontology annotation, biological process: potassium ion transmembrane transport; action potential; protein homooligomerization. Gene Ontology annotation, cellular component: membrane; voltage-gated potassium channel complex.
UAGACAAAGAGAGAGAGAGAGAGAGAGAGAGAGAGAGAGAGAGAGAAGGAUGAGAAUCCAUGGUGGUGUCAGGUUAACUAGGGCUCGCAGAGGGGGUGCAGCUGGUGCCCUUGCACACAUCUCCAUCUCAAUAUGUCCAUGGACGACCACCUCAGCCUCCUUCAAUCCCCACCUCAUUCUAUUACCAAGACCCACUGGGACCAUCCCGACCUGCGGAACUGCGACACGGAGACAGACAUCGAUGUGAAGAUGGUCGUGGCGUGCGGCGGAGACAACAUGCUGGAGGAGUCGGCAGCUUUACCAGGUCACCACUCUCUGGACCGCUAUCAACAAAACCAACCGGACCACGAGUGCUGCGAGCGCGUAGUCGUCAACAUCUCCGGGCUGCGCUUCGAGACGCAGCUGAAAACCCUCUCCCAGUUCCCUGAGACACUGCUGGGGGACCCCAAGAAGAGGAUGAGGUACUUUGACCCACUGAGGAACGAGUAUUUCUUUGACAGGAACCGCCCCAGUUUCGAUGCCAUCUUGUAUUACUACCAGUCAGGCGGGCGUAUCAGGAGACCCGUCAACGUGCCCAUAGACAUCUUCUCUGAGGAGAUCCGUUUCUACGAGCUGGGAGAAGAGGCCAUGGAGAAGUUCAGAGAAGAUGAGGGUUUUAUUAAGGAAGAGGAGAGACCACUACCUGACAAUGAGCUGCAGAGAAAGGUGUGGUUGCUGUUUGAGUACCCUGAGAGCAGUGGUCCUGCGCGGGGGAUAGCCAUCGUCUCCGUCCUCGUCAUCCUCAUCUCCAUCGUCAUCUUCUGCCUGGAGACGUUACCGGAGUUCAGGGAGGACCACAAGGAGCCAGUCCCGGUGGCUUCCGUUAACGGCACCGAGCCGUACUUCUCCUCUCCGUUCUCCGACCCGUUCUUCGUGGUGGAGACGCUGUGCAUCAUCUGGUUCUCCUUUGAGCUGCUGGUCCGGUUCUUCGCUUGUCCCUCCAAGGCCAUCUUCUCUAGGAACAUCAUGAACAUUAUAGAUAUCGUGGCCAUAAUACCGUAUUUUAUAACGCUGGGCACGGAGCUGGCAGAGCAGCAGGGGAACGGGCAGCAGGCCAUGUCCCUCGCCAUCCUCAGGGUCAUCCGUCUUGUCAGGGUGUUCAGAAUCUUCAAGCUGUCCAGACACUCCAAGGGGCUCCAGAUCCUUGGCCAGACACUAAAGGCCAGCAUGCGGGAGCUGGGUCUGCUCAUCUUCUUCCUCUUUAUUGGAGUCAUCCUCUUCUCCAGUGCUGUUUACUUUGCAGAGGCCGAUGACCCAGAUUCCGGCUUCAGCUCCAUCCCAGACGCCUUCUGGUGGGCCGUGGUCACCAUGACUACCGUUGGCUACGGCGACAUGCACCCAAUUAGCAUAGGUGGGAAGAUUGUUGGUUCUCUCUGCGCCAUCGCUGGCGUGCUGACCAUCGCCCUGCCCGUCCCCGUCAUCGUGUCCAACUUCAACUACUUCUACCACCGGGAGACGGAGGGUGAGGAGCAGACGCAGUACCUCCACGUGGGCAGCUGUCAGCCACUGGCGGCCGAGAUGGACGAUGGGCGGGGGGUGAGGAAGAGAAGCAGCUCUUCAUUGCUCAGUAAGAGUGAGUACACGGUAAUAGAGGAACACAGAGCACUGAACAGCAGUACCUUCAAACAGCAGCAGAACUUCUCAACGACAACCGCUGCUACCAUGACAACCGUGACACACAACAUCACAGCGAACAGCAUCAGCAUUAGCAAGAAGAUUUUUACGGAUGUCUAGUCUACGGUGUCGUAACAGACUCUUGGAUUAAUGGACAGUCUGUAGUGCUUUAACAGCUGCAUGAAGCGCUUUAGGUUAUAUGGGGAUAAACUCAGCUCAUCCACCACCACUGCCUCCAGCACCCUAGUACCUAAUGGGGAAAAUAUAUGAGAUACAUGUACAUGAUAUAGACAUACCACUGGGCUGUACUCUGAAUCUUACAAUAAAACAGCCAGUAUGCAUUUCUGUCUGGAGACCGACAUAUGCAGCUACAAAGUUUUAUAUAGCCAUGUCUAGACACAGAGAGAGACAGCUACAGAGCUAUAUAACCAUAUAUGGAGACAGAGAGACAGCUACAGAGCUAUAUAACCAUGUAUGGAGACAGAGAUACCCAGCUACAGAGGUAUGUAACCAUGUCUGGAGACAGAGAUACCCAGCUACAGAGCUAUAUAACCAUAUCUGGAGACAGAGAGACAGCUACAGAGCUAUAUAACCAUAUCUGGAGACAGAGAGACAGCUACAGAGCUAUAUAACCAUGUAUGGAGACAGAGAGAGACAGAUACAGAGCUAUAUAACCAUAUAUGGAGACAGAGAGACAGCUACAGAGCUAUAUAACCAUAUCUGGAGACAGAGAGACAGCUACAGAGCUAUAUAACCAUGUAUGGAGACAGAGAGAGACAGAUACAGAGCUAUAUAACCAUAUCUGGAGACAGAGGGACAGCUACAGAGCUAUAUAACCAUGUAUGGAGACACAGAGAGAGACAGCUACAGAGCUUUAUAACCAUAUCUGGAGACAGAGAUACCCAGCUACAGAGCUAUAUAAUCAUGCCUGGAGACAGAGAGAGACAGAUACAGAGCUAUAUAACCAUAUCUGGAGACAGAGAGACAGCUACAGAGCUAUAUAACCAUGCCUGGAGACGGAGAGAGACAGCUACAGAGCUAUAUAACCAUAUCUGGAGACAGAGAUACCCAGCUACAGAGCUAUAUAAUCAUGCCUGGAGACAGAGAGAGACAGCUACAGAGCUAUAUAAGCAUGUCUGGAGAUAGAGACAGCUACAGAGCUUUAUAACCAUGCCUGGAGAGAGAGAGAGACAGCUACAGAGCUUUAUAACCAUGUAUGGAGACAGAGAGAGAGACAGCUACAGAGCUUUAUAACCA